AUGUCCCUGAGAAGCAGCCUGUCGCGUCUCCUCCGGACGCGAGUGCAUUCCAUCCUGAAGAAGUCCGUUCACUCGGUGGCUGUGAUCGGAGCCCCGUUUUCACAGGGACAGAAAAGAAAAGGAGUGGAGUAUGGUCCUGCUGCCGUGAGAGAGGCUGGCUUGAUGAAAAGACUGUCCAAUUUGGGCUGCCGCCUAAAAGAUUUUGGAGAUUUGAAUUUUACUCCAGUCCCUAAAGAUGAUCUCUACAACAACCUGAUAGUGAAUCCUCGCUCAGUGGGCCUUGCCAACCAGGAACUGGCUGAGGUGGUUAGUAGAGCCGUGUCAAGUGGCUACAGCUGUGUCACUGUGGGAGGAGACCACAGCCUGGCAAUCGGUACCAUUAGUGGCCACGCCCGGCACUGCCCAGAUCUUUGUGUGAUCUGGGUUGAUGCCCACGCUGACAUCAAUACACCCCUCACCACUUCAUCUGGAAAUCUCCAUGGACAGCCAGUUUCAUUUCUUCUCAGAGAACUACAGGACAAGAUACCACAACUCCCAGGAUUUUCCUGGAUCAAACCUUGUAUCUCUUCCCCAAGUAUUGUGUAUAUUGGUCUAAGAGAUGUGGACCCUCCUGAACAUUUUAUUUUAAAGAAUUAUGAUAUCCAGUAUUUUUCCAUGAGAGACAUAGAUCGACUUGGUAUUCAGAAGGUCAUGGAACAGACAUUUGAUCUGCUAAUUGGCAAAAGACAAAGGCCAAUCCAUCUGAGUUUUGAUAUUGAUGCCUUUGACCCUACCCUGGCUCCAGCCACAGGAACCCCUGUUGUUGGAGGACUGACCUACCGAGAAGGCAUGUACAUUACUGAGGAAAUACACAAUACAGGGUUGCUGUCAGCACUGGAUCUUGUUGAAGUCAAUCCUCAAUUGGCGGCUUCAGAGGAAGAGGCCAAGGCUACAGCUAGCCUGGCAGUGGAUGUGAUUGCUUCAAGUUUUGGUCAGACAAGAGAGGGAGGGCACAUUGUCUAUGACCAACUUCCUACUCCCAGUUCACCAGAUGAAUCAGAAAGGGAAGAACGUGUGAGAAUUUAGGAAAUUCUGUGUGCUGACAUGUUUGUCACGAAAGACAUUCCCGAAUUAUGAGGCAUUUGAGGAGACAAAUACUAAAUGGUCAUCUGGGUCAAUACUGCCUUAAUGAGAACAUUUGCGCAUUCUUACAACUGUAAAGUUUCCUUUCCCCCUCCAUUUUGGUGACCAAUAAUACUACUGUAAGUUUGUUUUUUCUUUUUGCAGUUCACCGAGUAUUAAUAUGUUGGAAUACUACGUAAAUAUAAAGACGUCAUAAACAGCAUUUAUUACGUUGGUAUAUCA
Messenger RNA from Enhydra lutris kenyoni (northern sea otter), 1344 nucleotides. RefSeq names its product arginase 2. Lineage: Eukaryota; Metazoa; Chordata; Mammalia; Carnivora; Mustelidae. The transcript is spliced from 8 exons. Gene Ontology annotation, molecular function: manganese ion binding; arginase activity. Gene Ontology annotation, cellular component: cytoplasm; mitochondrion. The coding region runs from base 1 to 1065 and encodes 354 amino acids. The record is from RefSeq and is a predicted model, not a curated record.